This is a messenger RNA of Necator americanus (New World hookworm), 405 nucleotides long. RefSeq lists its product as uncharacterized. Gene Ontology annotation, cellular component: cell surface. Bases 1 to 405 code for a protein of 134 amino acids. The transcript is spliced from 4 exons. The record is from RefSeq and is a predicted model, not a curated record. Lineage: Eukaryota; Metazoa; Nematoda; Chromadorea; Rhabditida; Ancylostomatidae.
AUGAUCUCAAUUUUUCUUGUUGCGUUGUUCAUCCCUCUUUGUCUAGCUGGAAAAGAUUGUGUUUGGAUCUUAGGACGUGUGCAGUGCGAAAAAGAUCCCACUAAAAAUCUUAAUGUUGAGGUGCGCGUAUGGGACCGUGAUUCAUUUGGGCCCUUUAAACUCAUUGAUCCAGACGACCUUAUGGGAGUGACUUUCACGAAUGAAGACGGUCGAUUCCAGCUGGAUGGCUGCGGUGACGAUUUUGACUGGAUUCCCGGUCUGAACAACAAGCCUGAACCUUACGUCGAGAUCCGUCACUAUUGUAACAACGAUGAAGGUGAAAUAAUCACAUUGCCGGAAUUCAAGGUGUUCGUCCCGGAAACACACGAUUUAGGGACAAUUGUUCUUGAUAAACCAAAGCAGUGA